UUUCCGGACGAUGGCCAGAAAAGCAGAGCUCUCUCAUUGGCUAUCGCUCGUCGCUCAUCGCUCAUCGCGCGCAGUGUGCAGAGGCCAUGCUACUAGGGUACUGGAGAAAUGUAAUUUUACGGUUUGAUAUCUCACUGAGCUCACUUAUCAUCGUACUACGUGACUGCAUUCUAAAAAGCUAUUCAAUACCGGGAAAUUUUAAGUGUAACUGAUCUUGAUAUCGAAAAGUAGUUUCAAAUGAAAUUAUACUUAUUUACCUUAAGAAGGGUGGAUCGCGACGAUACAAUAUUGCCAUGCUAAACCAUGUUAAAAAUAUUAAGAAUUUCAAAAUGAUAAGAAUUUAAUAAAAUUUGUGGUGUGAGGAUUUGGAGGAUCUCCUACAAUGCCCAAUUUGCAUGGAGCGUCCGAAAAACGUUAUAUACCAAUGUAUUCAAGGACACCAUGUGUGUCAAAUUUGCAUGCCAUCAUUACCACGAUGUCCAACAUGUUCUCAAUCAUGGUCAAUGUCUAGAAAUCGGUUUGCAGAGCAUUUAUGCACAAAACUCGAUGAAAUAAAGAUGUCAUUGAUUGAUCCUGAGAACGAGAUCAACAAACUCCUUAUACCGGAGAAAGUUUCCGUAGCAUCUCAAACUGAUGAGAUGGAAACCCCGAUCAAAAAAAUUCAACGUGGAACAGGACAUCAGGGUAAAAUUUAUCCUUGUCUGAUAGGUACUUGCAAAAUACAAAAACAAUAUGAGGCGAUGUUAAAGCAUCUAAUCAUCGAUCAUCGUGAUCAACACUCUGAGCUGAAUAGCGGCAGAGGAGUGUUUGAGCAUCAUUGGAAUUUCCACUGUGCGCCAGAUAUGAUAUUUGAUCGAAGUUUUCUUGUAGCUGACAUGGGAACGUUUUUCUUGAAACUUUCCACUGAUAUAUUUGGUAACUUUACCGGAUAUCUCUUGAUGUUACACAAUGGGGCGAUUGCAAAGCAAUUUACCUAUGAGAUUGAAGUGAGUUGCUGUGCGGAACAUGCAUCUUCCGUUUACACCAGCGAGCUGUGUACAUGUCGCGUACCACUUUCAGUGAUGCGCGAAAAAAGUUUGCAUAUUAGUCGCAAAGAACUACUUAAGAUGCUCGAUCACAAGGAUGAGCUUACGUGCACAAUAAUGAUUGGGAAACCACCUGACACCGAGGUUCAAGCAGAAUAAAAAGUACCGGUAAAUAUUCGGAAGUGCGGCUUUUCCCAAAAAUGGUGAUAACAUUUUUUUUUUCGUCUGGACUCUUUCAAUUGGUCACCACUAAUGAUAUUCCGUCGGGGGAGGCUAACAUUUUCCAUAAAACCCAUGAGUUAUGGGGUUUCACCCAUAACUCAUGGGUACCAUCGCGUACCUAAAGACUCUCCGAAGUACAAGCCACUGAAAGUGGCUCCUAAUGGAGUAGCAU
Venturia canescens is the source of this 1419-nucleotide messenger RNA. RefSeq lists its product as uncharacterized. Gene Ontology annotation, cellular component: cytoplasm. Gene Ontology annotation, molecular function: ubiquitin protein ligase activity. The transcript has 5 exons. Lineage: Eukaryota; Metazoa; Arthropoda; Insecta; Hymenoptera; Ichneumonidae. The record is from RefSeq and is a predicted model, not a curated record. Bases 396 to 1184 code for a protein of 262 amino acids.